Messenger RNA from Pangasianodon hypophthalmus (striped catfish), 3297 nucleotides. RefSeq names its product growth arrest-specific 2 like 3 (gene gas2l3). The transcript is spliced from 9 exons. The record is from RefSeq and is a predicted model, not a curated record. Gene Ontology annotation, biological process: actin crosslink formation. Gene Ontology annotation, molecular function: actin filament binding; cytoskeletal adaptor activity; microtubule binding. Gene Ontology annotation, cellular component: actin filament. NCBI's taxonomy places the organism in Eukaryota, Metazoa, Chordata, Actinopteri, Siluriformes, Pangasiidae. Bases 310 to 2259 code for a protein of 649 amino acids.
CUGGCCAGCAUCUGUGGGUUAGAUCUCCGUCUCAGCCGAGGCACUUCAUUAGCCAGUCCCCAGGCUUACCCCUCCUUCUCUACUUCCCUCUCUCUUCACAACACUCUGUCUCUCUGCUCUGUCUCCGUAUCGCACCGUAACUGAGUGUUUAUCAUCUGUGUGGAAUACAGUGCUGAUAGUAAUUGAUCUACAGAUGAUUCAAUGAGCUGGUGGGUCUUUACUCGUCUUUACUCUUCUCUCUUACUGUGGAAAGGAAUCUUUUGUUUGUGCCACUCAGAAUGAAGCAGUGAAGCAGUCCUGAUCGCAGUGAUGGCCGUGCAAGCAAGCCUGCAGGCUUGGUUUGGAGAGAAGUUUGAGUCACCACUGCAAAGCCCGCGCUCACCCCUCACCCCACGCCACGGCCCAGGCCUUGCAGACGUCUUCCAGUACGACCAGUGGCUUGCUGUACGACAUGAAGCUACACUUUUUCCCAUGCAGGAAGACCUUGCCAUCUGGCUCACUGACAUUCUAGGGGAAGAGAUAAGGGCCGAGCACUUCAUGGAGGAGUUGAAUAACGGGGUAAAGCUGUGUCGACUUGCUGAAAUUCUGCAAAGCAAAAUCCCCAAAGACUGUCUCCUGGACAAGAAUCAGCAGUUUCCUAUGAAGAAAGUGGCAUUUAAGAAAACUGCUUCUCCAGGGUCAUUUUUCGCCCGGGACAACACAGCGAACUUCCUGAAAUGGUGCCGUCAAAUCGGAGUAGACGAGACGUAUUUGUUUGAGUCAGAGGGCUUGGUUCUACACAAGAACCCUCGGCAAGUGUGUCUGUGUUUGUUGGAGCUUGGCCGCAUUAUCUCCAAGUACGGAGUUGAACCCCCUGCAUUGGUGAAACUGGAGAAGGAGAUCGAGUUGGAAGAAUCUCUGCUAAUGGCAGGCGAUCCUGCCCCUCCGAUCAAAACCUUUACCGUGUGCUGCCAGCAUGGAGGCCUCCAUCAUGCUGACUGUGACUCAGAUGACCCUCCCUGUAAUUGCUCACAGAGGUUUUCUAUCGAGUAUCUGGCAGAGGGACGUUACAGGCUGGGGGAAAAGAUCCUCUUCAUUAGGAUGCUGCAUGGGAAGCAUGUGAUGGUGCGUGUGGGUGGGGGAUGGGACACGCUAAAGGGUUUCCUGAUGAAGAAUGACCCUGAUCGUGUGCUGCAGUUCACCACUCUUGAGCAGAAGAUUCUGGCAUUUCAGAAAGGCUCGUCUGUCCCAGACUCUGUCCUCAGUACACAGACUGCCCAACCGCCCACCAUGGACCCGCUCACUGCCGUCAACCUUCUCCCAUCCUCCUCUGCCACAUCCUCCUCUACCUCUUCCUCCUCAACUUCUAUCCCACCCGGCAAACCUAGUACGCCUGCCUCUGGCGCAGUUACGCCACGAGGCGCUGCCCAAUCGCCAAUCUCUACUCCCUCCCUUCCAAGGAAAGCAGCUGCUCCUAAAAAGAAACUUCAAGUGCCCAGUGUCUCUCCCAAGACCACUGCACUCUCCUCUAACACUACAAAAAAGAGCCCUUUACUCCAACCUUCACCAGUUUUUGUUUCCCAGAAAUCACCUCUUGUCCUCUCCGACCGGAAGCAGCGCCCACGUGGCGCUCCCUCUCAGCCACGUAGUCCUGUGUGCCCAGAGCCCAGCUGCAAACAAGCCAAGCCAUCUGCCACCUCGGUAGGAAACACAUCUCAGCGAGACGGCCGGCCACCUCGAGCGCCUCUUCGCACUCGUCUCGCCACGAGACGCCCCUCCUCCCCUGCUGCCACACGUCUGCAAAUGGACACAAAAAAGGGGCGCCCCGUUUCCCCUAGACCAGCAGGCUUGGCAAGGACUCCCAAAGAGACCAAGCCCUUGGUGGCAAAAGUUUCCGAAAAGCCCAAACCUCCAGUAGCAAAAACUCAACAAGAGGUUAGACCCUCACCAGCAAAUGCCAAAUCCAGAGUUCAAAUCUCCACUCCCUCUUCCCAAGUCUCCAAGUGUUCAAACCCCUCCAGGACCAAAAACCCAGGAGGACCAUCUACCAUGGGGACCAGAGCUCCACAGACUGCACAGACACCCAGCACAAAAUCCACACACACUACAGACAGAAAAGCCCAAAGCAGCAAUAGUAGGCCGCUCAAAACGAACUCUGCUCAGGUUAGAGCGGUUAAACCGACCCCCAGCACCACCCAAAAGAAACAAACCAGCCGAACUGUGGCCUCCAAAAAAGCAGAGGAGCCCUACUUUGAGAUGAACAGUAAGAAGAAGAGGUGAAUGUAAUGGGAGCUAGAAUGUGGAGGUUUUUUUUUUUCUCUGUUGUGGUGAUGGUUUUGACUUUUUCCCUUGGUGUAGCACUUUAACGUACAGGCCCAAGGCAUCAGCCUCACGCUAUGAACACAAUGUGUCUCAAAUGUGUGUUAAAAUUUUACAUGUUUUAUAACUUAUUGGCUUUAUUUUUAUUUGUGCCAUGAAGGUCAUUUGUGGAAAAAGGUCAAGAGAUAAUGUCUCUGGUCCAUUUUAAACUCUAAAUAUCCUUUAAACUAGCCCUUUAACAGCAGAGGCUUGUGUGCAGUUGCGUAACAUUUACUUUAACCCAAACAACUUGAUUAAGAAUGUUCAUCUCCAUAAGCAAAGCAUUAACUGAAACUGAGUAACACGCUGAUCAACCCAGUUUUGACUCAGUUUGUCAUUCUGGAUGAAAUUAUACAUAUAAUUUUAUAUAGUUGUUUUGGGGAAUAUCAUUUGUAAUUAUUCAUUAUGAUAUUGAGGAAUACAUCCAUGUAAUAAUAUGUAUUAAGAACAAUAAUGGUUAAAGAUUUAACAGUUAAUUAUCUGAGUAUUCUCUAAGCAGUAAUUCCAUGCUAUUAGCUUUUUAACAUGACAGUGUAAUCUAAUCACAGAGAGCUCUUGCAGGUAUCAAGGUCAGCCACUUGCCUAGCCAUUAAAAAAAAAAAAAAAAAAAAAUAGGAACUACCUCUAAAAGUACAUACAAAUUACCAUGUGUACUGCUGAUUGAGUGAAGCUCAUACUGAUCAAUAUUAAUAUCAUAAUUACUGUUUGUUUUUUUUUUUUAAAUUAGUUAUUUACAGCACAAGCCAAACCUGACUGUUUUUUUUAAAAACUUGCCUUUACUUUAUAUGUGUGGUGUUCUGUGUCAAGGUGUGAAUGUUUGAUUCUUUUGUUUUCCCUGUUUUUUUUUUGUUUUUUUUUACAGCACUUUACAAAAAUUAUUUUAAAUGUAGACUCUUUAAUGUCCUGUAAGUUGUGACUGUAAAUUCUUUGUGUCUAAUAAAGGUAUCCUUGGGUAACACA